Messenger RNA from Puccinia triticina, 393 nucleotides. RefSeq lists its product as uncharacterized. The record is from RefSeq and is a predicted model, not a curated record. NCBI's taxonomy places the organism in Eukaryota, Fungi, Basidiomycota, Pucciniomycetes, Pucciniales, Pucciniaceae. The transcript is spliced from 4 exons. Bases 1 to 393 code for a protein of 130 amino acids.
AUGACAGGCAGCAGAACUCCUCCGAAGGGGAUUAACCUGGGGCAGCUCGAGGACGAGCCCGCCGAGGGCCCGGUCGGGGUCGCCUGGACGGUCAUUGCCGCUUGCCGCACCGUACGCGGGUUGCGGUUGGUCAGGAGCAGGAUGGACAGGACAAACAUCUCCAGGUCGUUCCGAUCGAUCUCGGCGCCGGAUGCCUGGCGCAAGUUGAGCUUCUGGAUUCCACUUGGUUCCAAUCCAGAACACCUUACACCGCUUAAUGAUAGCUGGCCGGCCAUCGGCUACCGCGAACUUGGCACCCGAGCACCCUCCCGCCAAUCUCUGCUUGCGGCGCUCCAAAGCAUCGAAGGACAGGCUGGCUCUCAGAACACGCCUGGUGAUCACAUAGAGUUCUAG